Parnassius mnemosyne (clouded apollo) is the source of this 2001-nucleotide messenger RNA. NCBI's taxonomy places the organism in Eukaryota, Metazoa, Arthropoda, Insecta, Lepidoptera, Papilionidae. The record is from the annotation of a GenBank genome assembly.
AUGAUACACGAUGCCUUAUUAGUUUUAUGGGAUUGUACGCGAGUAAAUGAAAUGUUACAGAUUGAACCGACUCUUUACGCCAAUCAAGGAGAUCCAGAAAUUUAUAGUAGAAUUUGUGCUAUUUCAAGAAGUCAUCAUAAAAUUCAGAAUUUUAUUGCGGCCACAUCCUUCAAUUAUCGGAAAACACACACAGGUGCUAAAACAUUUGGAUUGUAUGGCCAAGCUCUAAGUGAGGGUAUUACAGAAAUUUUACAAUCAUAUAAGAAAACUUUAUUAGAGGUGGAAAGCUUAAUUAUUGGAAAUACGGACUAUACACUGUCAUUUGUGUACAGCUAUGUAGAAAAGUUCCAAGGACUAUUUAAUACUAUCAACAGAAUUAUUACUACCAUUAAAGAAAGAAGACUAACUGGUUGUCAAAUUUUAAGUUUAACUCAUCAACACAUAUUAAAUGGAAAUGAAGUGGUCCAUAAUGCAAUUGUAAGAAUAUUUUCCUGUAUUAAUACUGUCUUUGUCAAUCAAUUGUGCACUUGGUUACUUUAUGGAGAACUAAGAGAUCCGUAUGAAGAGUUUUUUAUUUACCGAAGUAAAAAAGACGACCAUUCAGACACUUUUUUAUCAUCACCAUCGACAAUAAAUACAUGUGAUAAGACUCUCGUCACUACAUUGCAACAAACACCUUUGGAUUGUGGAUACAAUCUUAAUCCUAGCAUGAUACCACAUUUCAUGCCACUUUCAUUGGCACAAGAAAUAUUGUUCAUCGGCAAGACUGUUAUACUGUUUGGUUUCGACCCUAGAAAAGUUAAAAGGAACACUUGUAUUACACUGAAUAGGCCUCUGCUUCCUUUACAUAAACUUGACAAUGAUUCUAGAAGGUUUACAAUAUGGGAGGAGAAGGAAGCAGAGUUUCACGAAAAGUUGCAGAAACUUAAGGACCCGGAGAUUUUUGAAGUCUGUAAUCUGAGAUGUGUUGUAAGGGAGAUAAAGGAAUGUGUUACUAAGCAUUUAUGGACAGUGGCGGUGGAAGAAGCACAGCUGUUACAUGAAUUGCGUCUCAUGAAAGAUUUCUAUCUGUUGGGGCGUGGAGAGCUAUUUCUGGAACUACUGCGUCUUACUGCACAUAUGUUGGACAAACCCACUACUAGAACUUCAACAAGAGACAUGAACCAUGCAUUUCAGUUGGCCGCUAGAGCUGUUUUUUUAAGCAACAGCGCUGAUAUUGAGAAGUUCAGCUUUGAGUUGCCGUACGUGAAACCAAAUUUAUCUGCGAACUCUACUCUCGACGAUGACAGCAGUACUGUUGCAGAUGGCUGGUCAACUAUAAUUUUAAAGUACGACUUCAAGUGGCCUCUGCACCUUCUUUUCGCUCCGGAGGUAUUGGCGCGUUACAACGACAUGUUUCGUCUUUUGCUUCGAAUAAAGAAGACUCAACACGAUCUUCACGCCUUGUGGAAAACUUACAAACAGUCAAGACGGUUUGCUAUGUGUCAACUGCACAACAAGCUCAUGUUCUUAAUGGAUAAUCUGCAACAUUAUUUGCAAGCGGAUGUCUUGGAGACGAAUUUCUCUCGACUCAUGGAAACAGUGAAUAAGACAAAUGAUUUCGAAAAACUAAAGAAAGCUCACGCUACUUUCCUUGCUGAUAUUUUAAGUCAAUCGUUUUUGACUGUUACGUCGCCAUCGGAAAAUGAGUCUGCAGGCGAUGCUGCGGAUUCUAUUAACAAUCCGGUAUUUGUCAAUAUUAUGGAACUAUUGAAACUGUGUGAUUCGUUCUGUAGUAUGAGUGAGUUUGCAUCGGAUAAAGAUGCUGAGGACUACUACAUUAAGGGGUACUCAGAUAGGUUCAACAAAUUGGUGAAACAACUAACUCAGCUACUAGUUUCUUUGCGCGAGCGCGCUUGCGGAGCUUUCUUGGCGCGUCUGCUCAUGCGCCUCGAUUACAACCGCUGGCUCAGUGCUGAAGCUGAAUUGACGCGCUCUCUGACGCAUAUGCUGCGUUGCUGA